AUGGGUCCCGAGGCGCCUCUCCCCCUCCCAGCCGAAUUCUCGGACGUGGACGAGUAUGUCGAGUCACUGCUGAAAUUUGCGACCACAUCGUGGAUGCUGCAGACCUUGUGUGGAGGGGUUCACAUUUUAGACUUCUACACGCGAUCCCCUGACCUGUACGCUACCAUACUGCCCGAGUCAUGGCGAAAAUGGUUUCGAGGGCGCGACAUCAUGGAUAUUCUGGACUUGCUCAUGCGGGAAGACCUUGGCCAGUUCAAUGACUCCAGCGAAGAGCAGACCUGGCGUGACGGGCCGGUGCCGCCAGAGGAGCUUUUGCUGUAUAUCAGAGAUGUGCGGAAACACCUGCUAGCAAGAGACUUCCCGCCCCCGGGAGCACCUGCAGCGCCUAAAAACGCCAGCAUUGCGCGCCAUAUAGCUAUGGGCAUGAAGGUCAAGAAAGUGCACGAAGUGGACAACUUUGCUCGCUUCAUUGACAGAUUGACUGCGGAAAUCAAAGAAUCUGGAAGGAAAGAGAUCACGCAUCUUGUCGACUUUGGAUCAGGACAGAAUUAUCUGGGACGAGCACUGGCUGCACCACCUUACUCCAAGCACCUUGUAGCCGUCGAGAGCAGACAACACAACAUUGAAGGUGCCAAAAAAAUGGACAUCAAAGCUAAACUCGUCGAGAAGCCGGUCACUUACGUGAACAAGAAGAAAUGGCGGGCAGAAAAUGAGCAAGACAAGAGGAGGAAGAAGAAUAUGUUAAAGGGUUUGAACGUUCACGCUGAUGAGUUGGUAUCUGCAAGCGAUGCGAAGAACGGUUCAGGCAGGGUGACCACCACAGCAGGUGAGGCCUCAACUGUCACUGUGCCAGAUGCUGGCUCUCAAACGGCAGUGACAAAUGCCUUCAAAUGCGACGAUGAUGGAUGCAACGUCGCGUCAGGCACUCAAUAUAAUGGGACGAGCGACAAUGCCUACACCAUCACGACCAAUUUGCAAGUCUACACAGAGGGCCAAGGCAGUGUGCAAUAUGUUGAGCACAUCAUCAAAGAUGGAGACCUGAAUCCAGUCAUCGAUCAGGUCCGCGACAGCACCUCUAUCCGACCAGAAACCUCUUCAUCGACGCCCACGGUUGUCGAAGAAACUACCAGCCUCUCAAAUAUUCCGAAGUCUACUGAGGUUAAUGCUAUGGUCAUGUCUCUUCAUUCGUGUGGCAAUCUCGUCCAUCACGGGCUUCGCUCGCUUCUUCUUAGCCCAGCUGUCUCCGCAGUGGCAAUGGUAGGAUGCUGCUAUAAUCUCGUGACGGAGCGCCUCGGACCUCCAACCUACAAGCUGCCAACCCUUCGGCCAAACCACCCACGUCUCGAGAAGACUGCGAAUGCUUUCGAUCCUCACGGCUUCCCUAUGUCCGAAAGACUUGCUUCUUAUCCACUGCCACACGCUCCGUUGCCCACUUCGAAUGGAGAGCCGGAAUCAGUCGAGCAGCCGAAAGGUAUCCGUCUCAACAUCACAUCCCGCAUGAUGGCCGUCCAGGCCCCUUUCAAUUGGGGUCGUGUCGACAGCGAGCUCUUCUUUUCAAGGCAUUACUACCGCGCACUCCUCCAACGCAUUUUUCUCGAACGCGGCGUUGUAUCCGCACCUGUGGACGGCGACGGCACUGUCGGCGGAUCAGCAUCUGGGCAUACCAGUAGAGUCGAGUGGACGCCGCCUAACGGGCGUGGACCAGGUCUCAGCUCCGACGGUACCUCCACCCCGCUCACCAUUGGCACUCUGCGCAAGUUCGCCUACAGUGAUUUUAAGUCCUAUGUUCGCGCUGCGAUCACGAAGCUGAUCAGCCCGAACUCUUUCUGCGAGGUCGACCCUGACUUCAUCAAGGGGAAGAUGGAUGGGUUGACGGAUGAGGAUAUCGAGGCCUACGAGGAGAGGUUCAGGGAGAAGAAGCAUGAAUUGAGUGUCAUGUGGAGCCUCAUGGCGUUCAGCGCAGGCGUGGUCGAAGCCGUUAUUGUCACCGAUCGAUGGUUGUGGUUGAAGGAGCAACCAGAAGUGGAGAGAGCGUGGGUCGAGCCGGUCUUCGAUUACGCGUUAAGCCCGAGGAAUCUGGUGGUUGUGGGUAUUAAAAAGCAAGCUUGA
Messenger RNA from Paraphaeosphaeria sporulosa, 2109 nucleotides. RefSeq lists its product as uncharacterized. The record is from RefSeq and is a predicted model, not a curated record. The coding region runs from base 1 to 2109 and encodes 702 amino acids. The transcript has a single exon. Lineage: Eukaryota; Fungi; Ascomycota; Dothideomycetes; Pleosporales; Didymosphaeriaceae.